GACAUUUCCGGGCGGAAGCCAUUGUACGUUCACCAAGAAUCGCAACAUUAUAACAAGUAAUUUUCUGACCGGAAGCAGCACCGUCCCAGACGAUAAACCAGCAAAGACAGUCUACGAAGCGUGGGCUGUCCUCGACAGCGGGAACACCGUCGACAGGGUUGCCUGGAAGACGUUCUGCGGCAUCAAGCUCGGCAGCAAAUGGAGGAGCCACAACGACGGGUUCUUGGACAUCGAACCCUGGAAUCUUACUCCCAGGAGGAGCUAGUCGGAUUGCACGCAAACGCCGCUUACGAAUACAGCGCCAGACGCUCCAAGAAGGGACGCUCGUACACUCAGGACCUGGCUAACCGCGUGUUCCGCCUGAAUUCCGGGGUGUACAACCAGAUCCAGUCUCUUGUCGAUAAUAAGCUCAGAUCGGCGAACAAGACCCCGUUCCGCCAGCGCGACUGGCAGGUCGUCGUGCUCGAGGAAGGCGAGUUCCGAGUGACGGAGCUGCUUCCGGAGCGCAAGAAGAAGGGACUAUUCCGUCGCCGUCAAGAAAGGCCGGUGGUAUCUAGAUAUUUCAUCAUACUACGAGGCGAGGAGGUUAAAUCGACCAAGGACGAGGACGGUUGGCGGGCGUUCAACCUCCACUCUAACCCGUGGUGGAGAAUCGAUAAUCAAGAAACCUCCGACGCGCGAAGAAGCCACCGGGAUCACGUUAAGAAGGUCGAUCGGGCGCUCGGGAGGGAACGCGGCCCGGCUGGUUGGGAUAGGGGGAGUAGGCCGAGAAAUUGAAGUGCUAGUUAGUAGGUUAGGUACAGACGGCUGAUUAUACUAACGAUGGAACGAUAUGAUGAGAUUACCGACUUACAGGUUUAUGGUUUCCUAUACUUUGUUGUUGAGUUAGGAGAAUGGAGAAUAUGCACGGGAGAGAUGGUCAAGAAACUUUUCAACCUAAGGUUACGCAUGAAAUGUCAUUUUGAAAGACUUGUUUUCUACGAGACACAUUUCUAAGUGACUCCAACUAGAAGUAAAAGUACUGUGCAAGGGAAUGCAUUCAAUAGUUGUUGAUUGUCACCUACUACAUAGUAUCAUGGAUGGCUUACGCCACUAGCAAGACAUAGGAUUCGGCAUGAAUCUGACAGAAUUCCUACCGCGAAGCUCAUCAAGGUAAAAACAUAUUUCGCAAUAUUUGCAUAGACUUUUGCUAUUACGUACCUAGGUACCUAGGUACCGUUAAAUGUCCACGGCGAAUAUUAAAAUAGAAUCGGUGUGUGAUGGAGUAUAUAAUAAUAAUACUUGAAAGAGUUAGGUUACCUAGGUACGUUAGUUAUAAAGAUUCUGCAGGUCCUGAAAGUGGUAGCGUGGCGGCCUAUAAGUUGCGG
Molecule: messenger RNA, 1367 nt
Organism: Daldinia caldariorum
Lineage: Eukaryota; Fungi; Ascomycota; Sordariomycetes; Xylariales; Hypoxylaceae
Exons: 1
Coding region: 199-777 (192 amino acids)
Source: RefSeq, a predicted model, not a curated record